AUGACUAGUUCUAGUGAAACAGAAGACGAUCAGUUCUUUGACACCCGUGACGAAAUUUCUUCUUCUGCAUCGGACUUGGGUUCCGAAUCGGAAGGUUGUCCGAGUAAUGGGGUCAUCGAUGGUGCUUUUGCAUAUGAGUUCUGGACUAAGAAGCCCAAUAGUGUUCGUGAAAGACGUGAUAAUUUCUUUAAAUUGAUGGGCCUGAGUAUGGAUGGGCACAACAGAACCGAUGGAGAUGAAGAGGAUGAUUUACAACAUGAAGAUGAGGUGAAGGACUUUGACAGAUUUAUGAACGACAAUGAGGCUGUGCUCGCAAGUUCAGAUUCUGAACCAAUAACUAAUAACGGUGUUAUAGAGGAAAAUGCAACAUGGAAAAUCAAGAACCUGGACAACGGUACCGAAUUUGUUGUCGAUACACAGGAUGAGGAUGGCUCUGUUACCACAUUUCGCGAAUUGGGUUCAGAUAAGAUGAUAUCACUCGACGAGCUUCAGAAAGCUUUCGGCUCAUCCAAUUUGGUUCAGCAGUUACUGCGCAAGGACUCCUCGAAGGGGUCGAAUGAAAUCGUGUAUUCCAAAAAGAAGUCGAAAAGCAGUUGGCUCCAGAGAUUUAGUGCAGUGGCUCACAUUGCGGACAGGAAGAAGGGGUUUCUUGAUAAGACGAACGAGACCGAUUCAAGCACAAGAUCGGGGGUUCGAGUCCGUGCAACUAAAAAGCAUUCGAAAGAACUUUCGGCCCUUUAUGCAGACCAAGAAUUUCCCGCACACGAAGGUUUGAUCUUGACAAUGAAGUUCAGUCCUGAGGGCCGGUAUCUGGCUAGUGGUGGGGUGGAUGGGAUCGUUCGUGUCUGGAAGGUUCUAGAAGAUGAUAACGUGAAUAAAUUUAAUGCGCUAGAUUUAGAUCCUUCCGGGCUAUACUUUUGGCUCGAUCAUGUUUCAAAGGUGGCUCCUGUGAGUGUUGUUAAAGAGAACUCGAGUUCGGCGAGGAAGUCUUUCGAGUCGGCUCCUGUUGUUCUUCCUCGAAAGCUCUUUCAGUUAUCUGAGAAGCCUUUGCACGAGUUCCAUGGACAUGAAGGGGAGGUUUUAUCUCUUUCUUGGUCCAAGAAUGGGAGUUUGCUUUCAUCUUCGGUUGACAAAACCGUUCGCUUGUGGAGAGUAGGAAAUGAAAAUUGCCUAAGAGUUUACUCUCAUAAUAAUUAUGUGACGUGUGUCGAGUUCAAUCCCGUCGAUAAUAACCAUUUCAUAAGUGGUUCAAUAGAUGGCAAACUUCGCAUAUGGGAAAUUGAAGGUGGGAGAGUUGUUGAUUGGACAGAUAUUAAAGAAAUAGUAACAGCUGUGAGUUAUAGUCCUGAUGGCAAGGGAGGCAUCGUUGGCUCCAUGGAUGGCAAUUACCGUUUUUAUGAUGUCAUAGAUGAUCGCUUGGAAUUGGGUGCUCAAAUGUGCCUGAAUGGAAAGAAGAAAUUGCCCGGCAAGAGAAUAACCGGAUUUCAGUACUGUCCUGGCGAUGCAAGCAAAAUUAUGGUCACUUCCGCCGAUUCACAAGUGCGAAUAAUUUGUGGGACUGACAUUGUGUGUAAGUUUAAAGGUCACAGGUGCACGGGAACCCAAUCACCCGCGUCCUUCACGUCUGACGGUGACCAUGUGGUCUCGAUUGGCGAGGACUCGAACGUGCGCGUCUGGACCUACGCAGCCCACGACCAGAAAUCAUCCCGCCCGAAAAGAAUAUUCUCUUGCGAGACCUUCCCAUCUCCCAACGCCACAAUCGCCGUCCCGUGGGGCGGCCUGCGCACCAAGCUCACAGGAUCUCUGCCAGGCAGCGUACUGGGCCACGGCCACCUGGACGAGAAGCUGCUGCAGAAGCUUCCGGGUGCUUCCAUCCCCGACUACUUCGCCAACAGCCUCGGCUUCUUCCUGGACGCCCUCUACAAGGGCUCCGCCACUUGGCCCGAGGAGAAGCUGCCGCCGAGGUCCAAGCCCACCACACAGGCCCAGUCCAAAUCGGAGUUCAAGUUCCUGAGGAACGCGUGGCUGAGUGCAUUGAACAAUCCUCAUCUGUGGGGGCUCGUGAUCGUGACAGCUGGCUGGGACGGGUGCAUUCGGACCUUUCUCAAUUACGGCUUGCCGAUACGGUUUUGA
Striga hermonthica is the source of this 2133-nucleotide messenger RNA. The record is from the annotation of a GenBank genome assembly. Lineage: Eukaryota; Viridiplantae; Streptophyta; Magnoliopsida; Lamiales; Orobanchaceae.